GGGCUCACUUUGUGGCCGGCUGUCUCUGGCCGCCCGGAGCGCCCCGGCCGGAGCGCAGAGGGCGGGGGCGCGCUGCUCAGUCCCCGCCGCGGUCCCCGGCCCCGGGGAGGAAUGUGCCACCAGCUGUUCUCCGCUUGCGAGCGCUGCGCCCUGAAGUGAAGAAAGUGGAGGAAGACGAGACAAAGGCUGCGGUGGGACGGAGGAGUUGGGAACUUGGGUUGGGCAAACAAAAGGUGAGGAAGCCGAGAAGGACUCCAGCGAUGGCAGCGAGGCAGCCUCGCGGACGCGGGUUGCUGGGCGCCGCGCCGUGACACAUGGUGUCCCGGGACCUGCUGCGGGCUGACUUCCGCGGGCUGGAGCCGGACGCCGGCAAGUUGGGGACUCCUGGAACAAUGGACAACUUCUUCCCCGAGGGAACACGGGUCUGGCUGAGAGAAAACGGCCAGCAUUUUCCAAGUACUGUAAAUUCCUGUGCAGAGGGCGUCGUCGUCUUCAGGACAGAUUAUGGUCAGGUAUUCACUUACAAACAGAGCACGAUUACGCACCAGAAGGUGACCACCAUGCACCCCACCAAUGAAGAGGGCGUGGAUGACAUGGCGACCUUGACAGAGCUUCAUGGAGGCUCCAUCAUGUAUAACUUAUUCCAGCGAUACCAGAGGAAUCAAAUAUAUACCUACAUCGGCUCCAUCAUUGCGUCCGUGAACCCUUACAAGACGAUCCCCGGCCUGUACGAACGCACCACCAUGGAGCAGUACAGCAAACACCACCUGGGGGACAUGCCCCCCCACAUCUUCGCCAUCGCCAACGAGUGCUACCGCUGCCUGUGGAAACGCCAUGACAACCAGUGCAUCCUCAUCAGCGGUGAAAGUGGGGCGGGUAAGACCGAAAGCACUAAGUUGAUCCUCAAGUUUUUAUCAGUCAUCAGUCAGCAGUCUUUGGAAUUGUCCUUAAAGGAGAAGACAUCCUGUGUUGAACAAGCUAUUCUUGAAAGCAGCCCCAUCAUGGAAGCUUUCGGCAAUGCCAAGACGGUGUACAACAGCAACUCCAGUCGCUUCGGGAAGUUUAUUCAGCUGAACAUCUGCCAGAAGGGAAAUAUUCAGGGCGGGAGAAUUGUAGAUUAUUUAUUAGAAAAAAACCGAGUAGUGAGGCAGAAUUCUGGGGAAAGGAAUUAUCACAUAUUCUAUGCACUGCUGGCAGGGCUAGGAGAUGGAGAGAGAGAAGAGUUUUAUUUAUCUAUCCCAGAAAACUACCACUACUUGAAUCAGUCUGGAUGUAUAGAAGACAAGACCAUCAAUGAUCAGGAAUCCUUUAAGGAAGUUAUUAAGGCAAUGGGAGUAAUGCAGUUCACCAAGGAGGAAGUUCGGGAAGUUUUGAGGUUGCUUGCUGGUAUAUUGCAUCUUGGGAACAUAGAAUUCAUCACUGCUGGUGGGGCACAGGUUUCUUUCAAAACAGCUCUGGGCAGGUCUGCAGAGUUGCUUGGGCUGGACUCAACGCAGCUGACGGACGCGCUGACCCAGAGAUCCAUGAUCCUCAGGGGGGAGGAGAUCCUCACGCCUCUCAACGUCCAGCAGGCAGUGGACAGCAGAGACUCGUUGGCCAUGGCACUUUACGCACGCUGCUUCGAGUGGGUGAUUAAGAAGACCAACAGCAGGAUCAAAGGCAAAGAUGACUUUAAAUCUAUUGGCAUCCUUGACAUCUUUGGAUUUGAAAACUUUGAGGUUAAUCACUUUGAGCAGUUCAAUAUAAACUACGCAAAUGAGAAACUUCAGGAAUAUUUCAACAAGCACAUUUUUUCUUUAGAACAACUAGAAUAUAGCAGGGAAGGAUUAGUGUGGGAAGACAUUGACUGGAUAGACAAUGGAGAAUGCCUCGACUUAAUUGAGAAGAAACUUGGCCUGCUGGCCCUUAUCAAUGAAGAAAGCCAUUUUCCUCAAGCCACAGACAGCACCUUGCUGGAGAAGUUACACAAUCAACAUGCUAACAACCACUUUUACGUGAAGCCCAGAGUUGCCGUCAACAAUUUUGGAGUGAAACAUUACGCUGGAGAGGUGCACUAUGAUGUCCGGGGUAUCUUAGAGAAGAACAGAGAUACCUUUAGAGAUGACCUUCUCAACCUGCUGAGAGAAAGCCGAUUCGACUUCAUCUAUGACCUGUUUGAACACGUUUCAAGCCGCAACAACCAGGACACCCUGAAAUGUGGAAGCAAACAUCGGCGGCCCACAGUCAGCUCACAGUUCAAGGACUCACUGCAUUCCUUGAUGGCAACACUAAGCUCCUCUAAUCCCUUCUUCGUCCGCUGUAUCAAGCCAAACAUGCAGAAGAUGCCAGACCAGUUUGACCAAGCGGUUGUGCUCAACCAGCUGCGAUACUCUGGGAUGCUGGAGACAGUGAGGAUCCGAAAGGCUGGGUACGCAGUCCGAAGACCUUUUCAGGACUUCUACAAAAGGUAUAAAGUGCUGAUGAGGAACCUGACUCUGCCCGAGGACGUUCGGGGAAAGUGCACCGCCCUGCUGCAGCUCUAUGACGCCUCCAACAGCGAGUGGCAGCUGGGGAAGACGAAGGUCUUCCUUCGUGAAUCCCUGGAACAGAAACUGGAGAAGCGGCGGGAGGAGGAGGUGACCCGGGCGGCCAUGGUGAUCCGGGCGCACAUCUUGGGCUACGUGGCACGAAAGCAGUACAGAAAGGUCCUUUCUUGUGUAGUGACACUCCAGAAGAAUUUUAGAACAUUGCUUCUGAGGAGGAGAUUUUUGCACCUGAAAAAAGCAGCUAUAAUUUUCCAGAAGCAGCUCAGAGGUCAGCUUGCUCGGAGAGUGUACAAGCAGCUGCUGGCUCAGAAACAGGAGGAAGAAAAGAAGAAGCGAGAGGAGGAAGAAAGGAGGAAACGGGAGGAAGAGGAAAGAGAAAGAGAGAGAGUGCGAAGAGAAGCUGAGAUCCGUGCCCAGCAGGAGGAAGAGGCAAGGAAGCGGCAAGAACUGGAAGCCUUGCAGAAGCGCCAGGAGGAAGCGGCGCUGACCCGCGAGCUGGAGAAGCAGAAGGAGAACAAGCAGGUGGAAGAGAUCCUGCGCCUGGAGAAGGAGAUCGAGGACCUGCAGCGCAUGAAGGAGCAGCAGGAGCUGUCGCUGACCGAGGCCUCGCUGCAGAAGCUGCAGCAGCUGCGGGAUGAGGAGCUCCGGAGGCUGGAGGACGAGGCUUGCCGAGCCGCGCAGGAGUUCCUGGAGUCGCUCAACUUCGACGAGAUCGAUGAGUGUGUGCGCAACAUCGAGCGCUCCCUCUCUGCGGGCAGCGAGUUUCAUGACCUCGCCGAGAGCGCGUCCGCGGAGAAGCCCAGCUUCAACUUCAGCCAGCCUUACCCGGAGGAGGAGGUGGACGAGGGCUUUGAGGCGGACGACGACGCCUUCAAGGAUUCCCCCAACCCCAGCGAGCACGGCCACUCGGACCAGAGGACCAGCGGCAUCCGGACGAGCGACGACUCCUCCGAGGAGGACCCGUACAUGAACGACACGGUGGUGCCGACGAGCCCCAGCGCAGACAGCACCGUGCUGCUGGCCCCGUCGGCCCCGGACUCGGUCAGCCUGCAGAACUCGUCCAGCGGGGAGUCCACCUACUGCCUGCCCCAGAACCCUGGCGACCUGCCCUCCCCGGACGGGGACUACGACUACGACCAGGACGAUUACGAGGACGGUGCCAUCACUUCCGGCAGCAGCGUGACCUUCUCCAACUCCUGCAGCAGCCAGUGGUCCCCAGACUACCGCUGCUCCGUGGGGACCUACAACAGUUCCGGGGCGUACCGGUUCAGCUCGGAAGGGGCCCAGUCCUCGUUUGAAGAUAGUGAAGAGGACUUCGACUCUAGGUUUGACACGGACGACGAGCUGUGCUACCGGCGGGACUCUGUGUACAGCUGUGUCACGCUGCCUUACUUCCACAGCUUCCUGUACAUGAAAGGUGGUUUAAUGAACUCCUGGAAACGCCGCUGGUGUGUUCUCAAGGAUGAAACUUUCCUGUGGUUCCGCUCCAAGCAGGAGGCCCUCAAACAAGGCUGGCUCCACAAAAAAGGCGGGGGCUCCUCCACACUGUCCAGAAGAAACUGGAAGAGGCGCUGGUUUGUCCUUCGGCAGUCCAAGCUGAUGUACUUUGAAAACGACAGUGAGGAGAAGCUCAAGGGCACUGUAGAAGUCCGGACAGCAAAGGAGAUCAUAGAUAACACCAGCAAAGAGAAUGGGAUUGAUAUCAUUAUGGCCGAUAGGACCUUCCACCUGAUCGCCGAAUCCCCAGAAGAUGCCAGCCAGUGGUUCAGUGUGCUGAGCCAGGUCCACGCGUCCACAGACCAGGAGAUUCGGGAGAUGCAUGACGAGCAGGCAAACCCACAGAAUGCCGUGGGCACUUUGGACGUGGGGCUGAUUGAUUCUGUGUGUGCUUCAGACAGUCCUGAUAGACCCAACUCGUUUGUGAUCAUCACGGCCAACCGGGUCCUUCACUGCAACGCCGACACGCCGGAGGAGAUGCAUCACUGGAUCACGCUGCUGCAGAGAUCCAAGGGUGACACCAGGGUGGAGGGCCAGGAGUUCAUAGUCAGAGGAUGGUUGCACAAAGAAGUAAACAACAGUCCAAAGAUGUCGUCACUGAAGCUGAAGAAGCGGUGGUUCGUGCUCACCCACAACUCCUUGGAUUACUAUAAGAGCUCGGAGAAGAACGCGGUGAAGUUGGGCACCUUGGUCCUCAACAGCCUCUGCUCGGUUGUUCCCCCGGACGAGAAGAUAUUCAAAGAGACAGGCUACUGGAACGUCACUGUGUAUGGGCGCAAGCACUGUUACCGGCUCUACACCAAGCUGCUCAAUGAGGCCACCAGGUGGUCAAGUGCCAUUCAAAAUGUGACAGACACCAAGGCCCCCAUCGACACCCCCACUCAGCAGCUGAUCCAAGAUAUCAAGGAGAACUGCCUGAAUGCCGACGUGGUGGAGCAGAUCUAUAAACGGAACCCCAUCCUGCGCUACACCCAUCACCCCCUGCACUCCCCGCUCCUGCCCCUCCCGUACGGAGACAUCAAUCUCAACCUGCUCAAAGACAAAGGCUAUACAACCCUUCAGGAUGAAGCCAUCAAGAUUUUCAAUUCCCUCCAGCAGCUGGAGUCCAUGUCUGACCCUAUUCCUAUAAUCCAGGGCAUCCUCCAGACAGGCCAUGACCUCCGACCCCUGCGAGACGAGCUAUACUGCCAGCUCAUCAAGCAGACCAACAGAGUGCCCCAUCCCGGCAGCGUGGGCAACCUGUACAGCUGGCAGAUCCUGACCUGCCUGAGCUGCACCUUCCUGCCCAGUCGGGGGAUUCUCAAGUACCUGAAGUUCCAUCUGAAGAGGAUACGGGAACAGUUUCCAGGAACCGAGAUGGAAAAAUACGCCCUCUUCAUUUACGAAUCUCUGAAGAAAACCAAAUGCAGAGAGUUUGUGCCUUCCCGGGAUGAAAUAGAAGCUCUGAUACAUAGGCAGGAAAUGACGUCCACAGUGUAUUGCCACGGCGGAGGCUCCUGCAAGAUCACCAUCAACUCACACACCACGGCCGGGGAGGUGGUGGAGAAGCUGAUCCGAGGUCUCGCCAUGGAGGACAGCAGGAACAUGUUCGCCUUGUUUGAGUACAACGGGCACCUCGACAAAGCUAUUGAAAGCCGAACCAUCGUGGCUGAUGUCUUAGCAAAGUUUGAAAAGCUGGCUGCCACAUCGGAAGCAGGAGACCUGCCGUGGAAAUUCUACUUCAAACUUUACUGCUUCUUGGACACUGAUAAUGUGCCAAAAGACAGCGUGGAAUUUGCGUUUAUGUUUGAACAGGCCCAUGAAGCGGUCAUCCAUGGCCACUAUCCAGCCCCAGAAGAGAACCUGCAGGUUCUGGCCGCCUUGCGCCUCCAGUACCUGCAGGGAGAUUACACCCCGCACAUCGCGGUUCCAGCCCUGGAGGAGGUCUACUGUCUGCCAAGACUCAAGGCCCGCAUCAGCCAGUCGACCAAGAGCUUCACUCCUGGCGAGCGGCUAGAGAAGAGGCGGACAAGCUUCCUGGAGGGGACGCUGAGGCGCGGCUUCCGCACAGGGACCGUCCUACGGCAGAAGGUGGAGGAAGAACAGAUGCUGGACAUGUGGGUGAAGGAGGAAGUCUCCUCUGCUCGGGCCAACAUCAUUGACAAGUGGAAGAAAUUCCAGGGCCUAAGCCAGGAACAGGCCAUGGCCAAAUACAUGGCCCUGAUCAAGGAGUGGCCUGGGUAUGGGUCAACGCUCUUCGACGUGGAGUGCAAGGAAGGCGGCUUCCCCCAGGAACUCUGGCUGGGCGUCAGCGCAGACGCCGUCUCUGUCUACAAGCGUGGGGAGGGAAGGCCAUUAGAAGUCUUCCAGUAUGAGCACAUCCUGUCUUUCGGGGCCCCCCUGGCCAACACGUACAAGAUUGUGGUGGAUGAGCGGGAGCUGCUCUUUGAAACCAGCGAGGUGGUAGACGUGGCCAAGCUCAUGAAGGCCUACAUCAGCAUGAUCGUGAAGAAGCGCUACAGCACCUCGCGCUCCGUGAGCAGCCAGGGCAGCUCCAGGUGAACCCAGGAGAGCGUCCACAUGUCUUUAGUGUCCGAAAGCACCACCAUCUGGCCUCCGUGGGCUCCAGCAUGCUGAGCCGAGCAGCACACAGAGCAACCCGGGCUUUCUGGAAGGCCCUCGGCACAGGGAGGUGUCUCUGAGGGUCCUUACGCCUUGUCAACUUCAGUGACCACGUAUUAAGCUGUCAACCUUAACAGUCUGCACAAUUUCCAAAGCUUUAGUACUCUUAGAUGCCUUAUAAAAGAAAGAGGAAAGAAAAAACGAAACCCAUGCUGCCGCCAAAGCAGCCGGAAGUGCCUUAACUUGGGGAACCGACACUAAUUGGCCUUAACUAUGCUACUGAAGGGCAAUGCUCUUGCCCCCUUUUCAGGAGACUCACAGUGAGCUUGGAAGGGGCGUUUAUCCAUCAGUUAUGCACUAACCUCCCAGCCUGAUUUCCUGCAUCUGAGGGAAGGUGAGGGAGUGGGGAGGGGGACAGAGGGAGCCAAGGGGGACAGGACAUCCAGUUGGAAUGCUGCUGGCAGCCUUCCUCCGACACGCAUUCAUUCACUGUUCUUUGUUUCAUCUUGUGAGUCUGUGUGCUUGCCUGUGCGUGCAUUACCCCGUAAGCGCAUCGCUUCUGUCCUUGUUUCAUGAGCAUUAAAAGCAAAGGGAAAAAGGAGGUGCAAUGGUGUAAACAGUCUGUCUGUAUAUUUUAAUAGUUCAGAGUUAUAAUCGUCAGUCGUGCCCAUGUAGAGCGGUUUUAUUAACCACCCGCAACCUUGAAUUUUCCCGUCUUUGCUGUCUUUCCAGCAGCACAUCUGGACGAGGUUGUUUUCCGUGUAGCAGGUCUGCCUUCUGUGUCUGCUGUAUUAUAAACAGGCAUGCAGCUCACGGGAUAAUUCUAUUUAUAAGCCGCUCUUAAACAGAUGACUCCAGUGCCAUUUCUAGAACACUAUGAAGUCCUUCUGGAGUCUUUGGUUUCUAAAGGGUUGAGGUUUUUUUAAAAAAAUGGGAUUUUUUUUUUUGAAGGUUAGACUUGUACCAUCACUCUGGAUCAAUUAUGAUACAACCAUGUGGCAUAGGGGAGAACAAUGCUGCGUUCCUGAAAAAUUGCAACACGCAAGCGAAUCUUGAAAGGACCCUGGUGUUCAGUGGUGAGGCUUAAAUGCAGUAUACACAUAUUUUAUCCCAAGUUCAGAAGGGUGGUCCCAACAGAGCACCUGUAAAUAAAUCAGCAUUGAUGACCAGGAGCAAAAUAAUCUGGUCUUGGACUUCUAUUUUUAUAUGGAGAAAUUGUAAAGGCUUGGGCCAACUAAGUCUACCCACAAGGAAACAAGAAAUUUGCCUUACCCCUUUUGGACAACCAUGCGAAAUAAUGUUUGUUGGCUCAAAGAAAGUCUGACAAUAAAAGAUAUUAGCUAA
Loxodonta africana (African savanna elephant) is the source of this 7967-nucleotide messenger RNA. It is a transcript of the gene MYO10, whose product is annotated as myosin X. The record is from RefSeq and is a predicted model, not a curated record. Lineage: Eukaryota; Metazoa; Chordata; Mammalia; Proboscidea; Elephantidae. The transcript is spliced from 41 exons. Gene Ontology annotation, biological process: regulation of filopodium assembly; cytoskeleton-dependent intracellular transport; signal transduction. The coding region runs from base 315 to 6563 and encodes 2082 amino acids. Gene Ontology annotation, cellular component: myosin complex; filopodium; cytoskeleton. Gene Ontology annotation, molecular function: plus-end directed microfilament motor activity; ATP binding; phosphatidylinositol-3,4,5-trisphosphate binding.